Molecule: messenger RNA, 2231 nt
Organism: Leptosomus discolor (cuckoo roller)
Lineage: Eukaryota; Metazoa; Chordata; Aves; Leptosomiformes; Leptosomidae
Source: RefSeq, a predicted model, not a curated record
GGAUCUCUUUCCAGAGGCUGGUGAGGACAGAGCAGGGGCUGCCUGUGAAGAACUACCAGAGCUCCACCGUGACGGUGCUGCUGCUCAACCGCUCCGAGGUGCAGAGCGAGUUCCUCUCCAUCGCCCAGAAGCUGAGCACCAGCGAGCACCCGCAGCACACCACGCUCGUCGUGCUCCUGGAGCACCUCUACCAGGCCAACUUCGGCACCCACUGCGACCUGGACAGCCUGCAUCACCUCCUGAAGUCCAAGACGCUGGAAGAGCUCUUGGAGAUCUAUGCCAGUGCCACUGACGCGCAGGAGAUUGCAGCCACCAGCAGUGACCCUGUCCUGGCCCGGGAGCAGCUGCAGUCUGUGCUGCGGGACAUCGCUGGGGCCGCGUCCUUCCCUGCCAUCACAGGUGAGGCUCAGCCCCGCAAGCUCCACACCAUCCCCAUCCCCACUGCUCGCUGCUACACUUACAGCUGGGAUCAGGAUAACUUUGAUAUCCUCAAUGAUGUCCUCAGCAAAGAGUGCAGCGUUGUUGAGCCCAUGGCCUCAGAAAACGAGGAGGAGGAUGAAGAGGAGGAGGAGGAGGUGGAAACCAAUGGCUGUUCCCCUGAGCGGGACUCACUGCUUUCCCCCGUCUGCACCAUUUCCAAAGACUCUGUGUACUCGACGCUGUCGGAGGAAGGAUCUAAGCCCUCACGAGUGUCCCUCUUCACCACCUCCAAGGACUCUAUCUCGGAGCUGACAGUGGUCUCCAGAAAGUCCCUGAAGUCGUUCGUCUCCAGUCUGAAGGACUGCAUGGACAGCGGGUACGCGGAGGACAGUGACGAGAGCUCCCUGGACGUGGUGGGGAGGCCAGAGCUGAAGGCAGAGAAGACCCACCACAAAUACAGACACACACUGACCAACAAGAUCUACAAACUGUUCAAGAGCAAAAGCCAGCUGGUCUUGAGGAGAGACCUGAAGGACUACCCGGACAUGGGCUCGCUCUCGCUGCCUCUGCGCCGGGCCGAGAGCCUGUGCACCCCCCAGGCCAAGCACCGCAUCCUGGCACGCUCCCGGCGCGCUCACUCACUGCCGCAGCGUCUGCCGGCCCCGCUUGCCCCGCGGCACCUCAGCCUCCACCGACGGCCCUUCCUCAGCUACGACGAAGAUGCCAAGGUGUCCACGCUGCGCGUCGUGGUCUUCGGCUCUGACCGCAUCUCGGGCAAAGUGGCCCGAGCCUACAGCAACCUCAGGCUCAAGGAGAGCACGUGCCCCUCACUGACAAGGUACUUCAAGCUGCAGUUUUUCUACGUCCCUGUGAAGAGGAGCUGCUUGGCUCCAUCAACCCCCCUGAUGCAUUCCUCCCCGUCCCUGGGGGACCCACAGCUCCGGGCCUCGGCACAGGCGGAUCCCACCUUGGCUGGGAUGGAGAGCAGCACCAAUGACAUCUCCCACUACAUCGGCAUGUUGGACCCAUGGUACAAGCGCAACGUCCUUGGGCUGAUGAACCUGCCCAUGGAUGUCUUGUGUCAGUCUGCCAAGCCGGAGGCUGAUGCCCAGGAGGACUCCCAGGAGCAGCUGCCCAUCCUGGCGGACAUGAUCCUCUACUAUUGCCGCUUCGCCACACGCCCCGUCCUGCUGCAGCUCUACCAGACGGAGCUCACCUUCAUUGGGGGAGAAAAGAUGACCGAAGUCUUCAUCCAUUCCCUUGAGCUGGGCCACUCGGCAGCCACGCGAGCCAUCAAGGCAUCAGGUCCAGGCAGCAAAAGACUGGGCAUAGACGGAGACAGAGAAGCAAUCCCACUAACACUACAGAUCGCCUACAGCAAGACAGCCGUCAGUGGAAGAAGUCAUUGGAAUGAUGUUGAGAAGGUCUGCACAUCUGUCAACCUUAGCAAAGCCUGCAAGAAGUAUGAAGAACUAGCCUCCAAGACAGAGUGUCUCAACUUAACCAUGACAGAAGUGGUCAAAAGGCAAAACUCCAAAUCCAAAAAAAGUUUCAAUCAGAUCAGUGUGUCCCAGAUAAAAGUAGACAAGGUCCAGAUUAUUGGUGUCCAGUCCUCCUUUGCUGUGUGCCUGGACCAGGAUGAGCAGAAGAUCCUGCAGAGUGUAACCAGGUGUGAGAUCUCUGUGUGCCACAAACCUAGGGACAGCGAUCUUUUUGCACUGAGAAGGUCCUCUUUGCCUCCCCAGGACCCCUUCGAGUUUCAUUCUCUUCUGUGUUUACCCAUUGCCACGUUCAGUGGAGCACUGCCAUAG